AGCAUGUCCUGAGACGGGAAAAUCGUGGUUUGUAAGUAUCAUAUUUCCGAUGCAGGUCGACGAAAAGUUUCUCCUAAAAUCAGACUUGCUUUUGGGGGGGAAUUUUGGGGGGGGAAGGAAGUUCUUUCCCUUCUAAAAGGACUGGAAGUUUUUCCUCUUGCCCUCCCACCCUCUUCUGGCCCUUGUGUGAAAAGCUCGCGCAGAGAUUGCGAUAUGCGCUACGGUAUACUCUGGAAACAAGAGACGAAUUGGCCCUUCUUGUAUUGUUUCGUAGUGUGCGCCUGGUAACAAGGGGGUUUUUAGACCUUGCAAACAACCUGUGAGUUGAAACAGGAAACCACAAUAACGACAACUUGGUGGUGGUGGUUUGGGCCAAUCCAUGAUAAGAUACCAAGAACUGUAAUUUCAAUGUUACUUCAUGGCCAUCUUUGCGGAAGGUAUUUGUAUCUUGGUGUCAACCAGACAUGCCACUCCAAAGCGAGGUGAAGUUUUGCCGCAAACCUGUCAAAAUGAAGCUUUGGGAUGGCGCCAGAUACCCCCUCUACCAUUUGUUCCGGAAUCAUAGUAAGGGGAUCGAAUUUUACUCAUAGAAUUGGUGAGCGAGCGAGCCACACGCCGCUUUGGAUGAGAAUGUAAGCUGCUUAGCCAACUUCAUCACAUCCCCUCCAGCCUCAUCUUUGCCACUUAUUCAUCCAACCUCAUCGAAACCACACACCCUACUUGAACCAAGACCGCGCAGUACCGGUAUCAUAGGUGCAGUCGUGCAGUAAAUUUACGAUUUCCUUGAUCACUGCCCCCCUCCCCCUCCUUCUCACUUACCCUCCUUCUAUCAAUCCGCACUUCCCCCCCCCACACCCUUCCCUCCUUUUGCAGUCAGCGCUGUCUUAGGAGACUGUUCAUUCGCUCUAACCGCGCCUUACCUCUUCCCCUUCAGUUCUCUGCUAUCCAUCUUUUCCCGUUCCUUUUUUUUUUGUUGCCCCUGCCUGCUUGUACUUGUACUGUACCACGAGUAUUCCAUCGUCUCGCCCGAAUCCGCCCCGGAAAGGAGUGACGACGACUACGACAACAACACCCCCGACUUGCUUUAGAUCACCUGUCAUUCCUUUCUCUACGGUAUCUUCAAGCACUACAAACGCCUCAAACUGAGAUUUCCGGUCGGCUCUUUGCGGCGAGGAUUUGAUCUCUUGUGUGCCCACCGGUUUUCCACGACAAACGGGAUCCCGACCCCUCGAGCGAUCAGCCCGUGCCACCACAACCCUUCGCAGUCGCUAAGCUAACUAGUUUCUCUGCGCUCAUGUCGAAAGUCAUUAGAACCGUCAAGAAUGUCACUAAAGGCUAUUCUUCGACACAGGUCAAAGUUCGAAAUGCUACAAGCAAUGACCUAUGGGGUCCUACAGGGACAGAAAUGAGUGAUAUCGCUCGCAUGACUUUUGAAACAACACAUGAAUUCUUCGAGAUCAUGGACAUGCUGGAUAAGCGGUUAAAUGAUAAGGGGAAGAAUUGGAGACAUGUUUUGAAGGCGCUGAAGGUCCUGGAUUAUUGUUUACAUGAGGGCUCCGAACACGUUGUCGUCUGGGCGAAGGAUAACAUCUACAUUAUCAAGACCCUAAGGGAGUUUCAAUUUAUUGAUGAGGAUGGAAGGGAUCAGGGUUUGAAUGUCCGAAUAUCCGCGAAAGAGCUCACCUCUUUGAUCAUGGAUGAGGAUCGCCUGCGCAAUGAGCGUAAAGACCGCAAGGCCAGCCUCCUCGCCAAGAGGUGGAACGAAGGCACAAGCAGCAGGCAAGAUGAAGAGGAUUUGGAAUAUAGGCUUGCGAUUGAAGCAAGCAAGAACCAGGCUGAGGAGGACAAGAAACGGAGUGCAAACAAACAACCUGACCUUGACGACGAUCUGGCGAAAGCCAUCAAAUUAAGCAAGGAAGAAGAGGAGCUUAGGCAGAGGGAGCUGGAGCAGAACAAUGCGGAUUCCUUGUUUGAUGAUGCCACCCCCACUCAAUCACAACCACAGACAUUCCAGCCAGCCGGGUACCAACCGCAACAAUACCAGCAACUUGAUCAAGUGGAUUUUUUCGGGAAUCCCGUCGGUCAAGCUCCGUUGCAGCAGCAGAAUACUAGCUAUCUAGCAAAUGUAUACUCGAACCCGACCGGAUUUCCCCAGCAACAAUUCCCACAGCCAACUGGAUAUGACCAAUCUCAGGCGCAGUUUAGUGUCUCCCAGGCCAACCCCUAUGCUCCGCCUCCUUCCUCGAGCCCUCAGCAGACAAGCUUCCUGCAGCCCGGUGAUAACAACCCUUACGCCAAUGGCCCGGCUGCUCAACCUCUCCAGCCCUUGCCCACUGGCUCUAAUAAUCCAUUCGCUCCAAAGAUGAACAACUUCAACGCUGCGACGGUUCCACCUCAGCAGCAAGCCCAGGCCUACAAACCCCCCUCUUUCCCCAACCCGCCUAUGCAAAAUGAGAAGCCGAUCAACCCACAGCACGCCCACUUGGAAAGUCUUCUCGCAGCAGGUAACGACAACGGGCUGGACACAUACGGGAAUGUGGGCAACCUCCGUAUCCCAGCUCAACAUACUGCUCCUGGAACAUUUGUAAAUUCCGCUGGCACAUCUCGCACCGGUCGACCACUCGCUGCCCAGAGCACGGGAACGAACCCGUUCUUUAACCAGCAGUUCACGGGGGUUCCACACUCUGCGGGGUUCGGGAGUUCCCUCUCCCCGCAACCGAACAGGCUCCUGCCUUCCCACACCGGUCCUGCCGGUAUGAACGGGUAUGGCACUAGCAGUUUUGGCCAACAGCAGCAACCGAAUCCAUACCCUACCGGCUUUGGCCAACCGCAGCAACAACAGCAAGGUGGGAAUUUGAUCGACCUGUGAUCUGCUUAUCACACUAGUUGCCUGGAUUGUAUGAUUGAGAUUGUGGGGGGGAAUUAUUGGGUGUUGGCUUUUGCGGGUAUUGCAAGUAUCGGAGGCGAGGGAGUAGGGAAUGGUAAAUGGGUUCAAGGUUACUGCAAUGCGCAGACGGGAAGGAAAGGGUGGAAAUAGAGCUUUUUGUGAGGGUGAAGCCAUGUUCUGUAAUGAAGUUUUUUUUUUUACUUUUUUUACCUAACUUUUUUCUCUUCUCUUCUUUCUUUUUCUUUCCCUAUUUCUCUUUACCUGUUCUACUUCUCUACUUCUCACUUACCGUUGAGGAGCCGGUUAGAUGCGUUAAUAGCCACAGGAGAGAAGAAAAAAGGGCCAGGAGACUUAUUUAAGUUUUGAUCAUUCCCUAGCUAUAUUUGCCUUGCUUACUCACCUCGAAUUAGUUUCUUGUAAGCGGAUUUGCUUGUUGAUUGGUUGUUUUUCCCUCCUUACUUCCCUUCAACCGCGGAAAAAAGGGGAAAGAAUUCAGACAGAAUGGAACAAGGGAUAUUUUCUACUUGAUAUCGUGUAUUUCUUUUUGUGAUUUUCUAUCAGUUUAUUUCUGAUCGGGAGCGGCAAGGUUAGAGCAAGUGGUUUUCAAUAAUAUUAUUGUACUGUAUAGGAA
Messenger RNA from Tuber melanosporum (Perigord truffle), 3518 nucleotides. RefSeq lists its product as uncharacterized. Gene Ontology annotation, biological process: endocytosis; actin filament organization. The record is from RefSeq and is a predicted model, not a curated record. Gene Ontology annotation, molecular function: phospholipid binding; clathrin binding. Gene Ontology annotation, cellular component: plasma membrane; endosome; clathrin vesicle coat. NCBI's taxonomy places the organism in Eukaryota, Fungi, Ascomycota, Pezizomycetes, Pezizales, Tuberaceae. The transcript has 10 exons. The coding region runs from base 1295 to 2869 and encodes 524 amino acids.